CUCGGAUGAUAUAACUAAACUAAGCUUUACGAAUGCCCCGAACUCUCUCCACUUCCUCCACCGCCCCGCCUUUUGGCGGCGGAAUAAUAAAUACCUACUCUCACCCGCCCAUUCUAGGUAUCCUCUUCCUUAUAGUAUUUCUUCAAUUCGUUGAGACAUUUUACUCGGCAGUUGGUUAGUUUGUUAGUAGUUAAUCUGCUAUCUAUCUACCUAUUUAUAUAAAAAUUCCUUGUACUGUACCAUGACCUCUGCUUUUCCUCCGCCACCAGUCGACUCGAUCGACUGGAAUAACGUCGGCUUCAAAGUCCGCGAAGUCAACGGUCAUGUCGAAUCGCACUUCUCCCACUCCUCCAGCCCGCAAUGGAGCCCCCCGCGCUUCGUCGCAUCCCCCUUCCUCCCAAUCCACGGCAUGGCCCCAGGCCUAAACUACGGCCAACAAGCCUACGAAGGCAUGAAAGCCUUCCGCCACGCACCCUCCUCCUCCUCCCCCUCCGCCCACGGGCGCAUAACCAUCUUCCGCCCCCAGAAAAAUGCCGUGCGCAUGCAGCACUCCGCCGAAUUCAUCUCCAUCCCUCCAGUGCCCAAGGAGCACUUCAUCGAAUGCGUCCGCCUCGCCGUCGCGGCCAAUGCUGAAUUCGUACCCCCGCACUCCACGGGCGCAGCGAUGUAUAUCCGGCCCCUCAUCUUCGGCUCCUCCGCCCAGCUCGGCCUCUCCCCGCCGGACGAAUACACAUUUGUCGUCUUCGUUAUGCCCACGGGCGUCUACCACGGCGUGCAUGCCGUCGACGCGCUGAUCCUCGAGGACUUUGACCGCUCUGCACCCGACGGGACGGGCUCCGCCAAGGUCGGUGGCAACUAUGCGCCCGUCCUGCGGCAUAGUGACCGAGCACGUGCGGAGGGGUACGGCAUCACGCUACACUUGGACAGCAAGACGCGCACGGAGAUCGAUGAGUUCUCGACCUCUGCGUUCAUCGGCGUGCGGAGGGAUAAAGGGACGGGCACCAUCACGCUGGUGUUGCCGGAUAGCAAGAACGUGAUUGAUUCGGUGACGGCGUCGUCUGUGUGUGAGAUUGGGGCGAAGAUGUUUGGCUACAAGGUCGAGCGUCGGCGGGUUGGGUAUGAGGAGCUUGUGGAGUUCGACGAGGUCAUGGCGGCGGGGACGGCGGCGGCGCUUGUGCCGAUUAAGAGCAUUACGAUGAAGUCGAAGAAUGAUAAGUUCACUUUCAAUUCUGGCGAGGGCGAUGAGGGUGGCGAGAUCUGUAGGAAAUUGCUGAAGACGCUCAAGGGGAUCCAAACCGGGGAUAUUUUGGAUGACUUUGGCUGGCUGGUUGAUAUCGAGCCUGUGCCUCAGGGAUGGAUGGAGGAGGCCAUAGGGAAAUAAAUUACGAUGCUAAUUUCCCUUAGUUUCACGGUAAUUUCGGCCUUGGUGGUUGUGUUUCGUCUGGGUGGAGUGACAAAACAACACGAAUUUGAGAUUUUGGUACCUUUUAAUUUAAUUACCAGUUAGAGAAAAGUGGGAGUACGAAAUACUAUUUUUACAUGCCGGGCUUACCAAUGAUGAACGAGAAAUGAAAACCCAACUUUCGAAUAACUAACAGCUUAAGCCGGAUGUAUUUUUUGGAACCAUGUGCCGCGAUCUGGUUUUGCAAUUUUGCAUGAAGUUAUUUACCUCCCUACCUACAUAUAUUCUUCAAAUGAACUAACUAGCUAAUUCAAUAGCUAUCAAAUCAACUUGACGUAGAACAACUAUCAUACACAAACCACAUAGAAAGAGAAAGGGAGUAGUAGAACAAACGAAAUCGCCUACGUAGGUCUUCCUAUGCAGGCUCCAGAAUUGGGAGACGCAAA
Messenger RNA from Blastomyces dermatitidis ER-3, 1848 nucleotides. Its product is annotated as branched-chain amino acid aminotransferase. The transcript has 3 exons. The coding region runs from base 242 to 1381 and encodes 379 amino acids. The record is from RefSeq and is a predicted model, not a curated record. Lineage: Eukaryota; Fungi; Ascomycota; Eurotiomycetes; Onygenales; Ajellomycetaceae. Gene Ontology annotation, molecular function: branched-chain-amino-acid:2-oxoglutarate transaminase activity. Gene Ontology annotation, biological process: branched-chain amino acid metabolic process.